Messenger RNA from Trichoderma harzianum CBS 226.95, 690 nucleotides. RefSeq lists its product as hypothetical. The transcript has a single exon. The coding region runs from base 1 to 690 and encodes 229 amino acids. The record is from RefSeq and is a predicted model, not a curated record. Lineage: Eukaryota; Fungi; Ascomycota; Sordariomycetes; Hypocreales; Hypocreaceae.
AUGGACCUACGAAAACGGUGGAAGGGCUAUGCUGAGGUAGUGUCGCUUAUAGGAUUCGCUGGUGUGACAGCACAAGACGAAACAAUGCAGAAAGAAACGAGGAGCAGAAAAAGAAAAGAAAACAUUAUACGAAAUAGAGAAAUGAGACAAGAUAUUCAGCUUACAUUGGACGCUGUAAGGUGGCCGGAUUGGUCGCUAGCCCGCGUGGACGCAGUAAUUUGCCCACCCUCACGAUUCGGACUGGCCCCGGGGAUCGGUGCGGCUUUCACGAGCAUCACUGCCAGGAUCCAGUUUGGCCGGGCCGGCGUGUACGAGCACGGAGAAUGCCUGCAAUGCCAUGAGCCCCGGUACGAAUGGCAAGGAGCCUUGUGCAAAAUUACAAUUACAGCAUCGUCCGGUCCUCGUACUAGACGGAUACUCCGUGCUUUUUCCUCUUAUAAGACAAGCUCAUCACAUCAGAUGCUCUUUUGCGCUGUCCCGGCGCGACCCGCCGAGGCCCCACUCGAAACGGGCAAAGCGCAGUCAAGAGUCAACCAACAGCAAAGAGUGAGCACCGAGGCAGAGAGCGAAACCGAUCCUGUGGCUGGUGAUGAUGCAUUGGCCUAUAUCCGUCGGCGUGCGGUUCAACCAAGCCCAACGUCUCUUCAUAUGCAAGGGAUCUCUAGCACGAGAACUAGCACAUACUCUUAG